Molecule: messenger RNA, 2199 nt
Organism: Myripristis murdjan (pinecone soldierfish)
Lineage: Eukaryota; Metazoa; Chordata; Actinopteri; Holocentriformes; Holocentridae
Product: bactericidal permeability-increasing protein-like
Exons: 16
Coding region: 185-1606 (473 amino acids)
Molecular function (GO): lipid binding
Source: RefSeq, a predicted model, not a curated record
GCUGAUUGUUGAUUGCUUCAUCUGGGAAUGCCUACUUUGUGUCUUGCUAUGCUUGCUUCCUGAUUGAGCAAAGUAAAUUAAAGGCCAUGUGUCUCUCUUCCCCUUUCACUCUGCUGCGCAGAGAGCGAGACACACCAGGAGAGGAGACACCCUCUGAGCCUGUCUCACCACCGCUGAAGUCAAGAUGCACCUGUGGUGUUGGCUGGCUCUGGUGGCUUUCAUCCCUGUGACCUCAAGCACGAGCCCCGGGGUGAAGGUCAAGAUAACAGAGAAAGGUCUUGAGUAUGGCAAACAGAUUGGGAUGGUGACGCUCCAGCAGAAACUCAAAGCCAUCAAAGUCCCCGAUAUUUCAGGGACCCAAAAAGUGGCUCCCAUUGGCAAGGUUCGGUACAGUUUGUCAAAGAUGCAAAUCAUGAAUCUGGGAUUACCAAAGUCUGCACUGACCCUGGCACCAGGAACUGGCGUCAGCUUGUCGAUCAGUAAUGCUUUCAUCAAUCUGCAUGGAAACUGGAAGGUCAAAUACAUGAACUUUAUAAAGGACAGCGGUUCUUUUGAUUUGAGUGUGAAUGGACUGACGAUCACCACGAGUAUUUCUGUCAAGAGUGAUGAGACGGGCCGGCCGGUGGUCAAUAGUGUCAACUGUGGGGCCACCGUUGGAAGCGCAAAGAUCAAAUUUCAUGGUGGGGCCAGCUGGCUUUACAACCUCUUCAGCAAAUUCAUUGACCAGGCCUUGCGCAAAGCACUGCAGAAACAGAUCUGCCCCCUGGUGGCUGAUGCAAUAUCUGAACUGAACCCUCAUCUGAAGACUCUCAAUGUUCUAGCCAAGGUGGACAAGUUAGCAGAAAUCGAGUACUCCAUGGUGUCAUCGCCAGUCAUCUCGAAAUCCUCCAUAGAUUUGAGCUUGAAGGGUGAAUUUUACAACAUUGGACAGCAUCAGGAGCCUCCGUUCUCCCCCAAGCCGUUCCCCAUGCCUCCCCAGGUGAACAACAUGUUGUACAUUGGCGUGUCUACCUUCACCAUCAACUCCGCAGCCUUUGUCUACAACAAAGCUGGAGCUCUCAGCCUGUUCAUUACUGAUGACAUGAUCCCACCAAGUUCUCCCAUCAGACUGAACACCAGGACAUUUGGAGCGUUUAUCCCACAGAUUGCCAAACGUUUCCCAGGUCUGAUGAUGAAACUGCUGGUGAAGACGGUGAAGGAUCCGGGCAUAACCCUCGAGGGCAACAACGUGACCGUCCAGACCACGAGCACAGUGACGGCCUACGCCAUCCAGCCCAACUCCACACUCACCCCUCUAUUUAUCCUCAAUGUGGACAUCAGUGUCAGCGCUCGAAUGUAUCUGACUGAAAUGAGGCUAGCUGGAGCUGUCGCCCUCAACACGAUGGACAUGAACCUGAGGACAAGUUACGUGGGAGACUUCCAGGUUAGACCCCUUCAAAACAUCUUCCAGAUAGUCCUGAAAGUGGCCGUGAUACCCAGGGUGAACGCUCAAUUUCAGAAGGGAUGUCCACUUCCUGCAAUUGGAAAGAUGAAGCUUGUGAACAGUCAGCUUCAAGUCCUGAAGGGCUACAUGUUGAUUGGGACAGAUGUUCAGUUCACAGGAUGAACGGCAGUUUCGGAAACUCCCAGGAUUCAUUUUUCGCUCCGGUGCAAGCCUCCAUCAAGGAACAAUCACAGCCAGGGAACAACUUUCUGACAGACACACAAAUUCCUAAAGCAGCACAAAUAUUACUUUUCCUACUAGCCUAAUACAUGCACAUGACAUUGUAUUAAAAAUGUGGGGUAUUAAUACAGAUGAUCCAUUUUUCAAUUUUUAUAUGAUUUUUCAUUUUGUUAAAUCUGUAAAUAUGAAAUCAGUUUUUUUUUACUUCAUGUGAGCUGUCAUGUGCUUGGAACUGUUCCUACAAUGUUACUGCAAUCCUGCGGUGACACAGAGGGCAUACUGCAGAACUGGAUAUGUUGUCACCACCAUCAUGCUUUUAUAAUAGGAUGCUCCGUGCAAAGUGGAUCACAGCACCUUCUGCUGCUGACUUUAGGCUAUUUCUCCAUAAUAGAAUCCUGUUUUUUUUUCUUCCCUUCUGUGCCACUGUACCAUUAGUAUUUCUGACUUUGAACCUAACAGGGCCAUUCUGCAAAUGUGCUGAUACAUAUCCUUUUUACUGCCGUUUGGGGGAUCAAAUAAAGUUAGAGUGUCAUAAA